UUUGGCGCAUGCGCACUUUCAGUUUCCAAAUCAAUGGACAGGGCAAACUCGGGACCAUGGCAAUUUUAUUGAAAUGAUCGUUAUGUUGUUAUAUAUUCUCAGAAAUUGUCUUAAUAUGCAUAGAGUUUUUUGUCCUUUCCGUAGGCAGCAGAGUAAAUACGUUUACACAUUUCUAUUUGAGACGGUCACCUUGUGAAAGGCGUCGAACGGGGAAAAAAAAAAACUCCCAGCAGGUUGGGUUUUUUAGGUUAUAACUUAUAUUUAAUUUUACUUUCACUAUGGGCGUAGUUCUGCGGAAUCUGCAGAAUGUGGUUCCCGUGAGACGCGCCAAACUGCGCAAAGAUGUGGAGGUCCUGAGGCACAUCUUUGGGGUCCAGAAGUUUGACAUGGGCAUCAUAUGCGUGGACAACCGCAGGAUUCAACGCUUCAACCACAUCUACAGGAAAAAGAACCAGCCCACAGAUGCGCUGUCUUUCCCCUUCUAUGAGGAUCUGAGGCCAGGCAAAAUCCCAUGUGCCCUCCAAAGAGAUGAGUAUAACUUAGGCGACAUCUUCUUAGGUGUAGAGUAUGUAAUGCAACAGUGCAAAGAGACUUCCCAGGAUCUUCAUGAAGCACUAACAGUGGUCACUGCUCAUGGGAUCUGCCACUUACUGGGGUACAGACACGAAACUGAAGAGGAGUGGAAUGAGAUGCAGCAGAAAGAAAGUUACAUUCUCAGCGAGUUCAACAGGCUAACAGGCAGCCACCUCGAGCCACUCACAAAGAGAUGCACAUAGGACAUGUGACGUUACACACUGGACCGCUUCUUGAAAGAAACUCUUGGGCCGUAAAUAAGGGAGAAAAGCACAUUUACUACCGAGUUCUGAAUCUUGAAUUAAAACCAAUGGAACACUGUUGAUUUUUCUCUAAAUAAAUUUUAUUUAAAAUGUGUUCAAGGAAGUCAAAGACUGAAUACUAAGCAAUUAAGUAGAGCUUAUACCACUGUUUCAGAGAACACCAUACACACAAUGUCCAAACAAGUCCCACUCUUCCAUGAACCUACUCGGAUGAUCAGAACAGAAAACAUGAAUAAAGUGGUUACCGAAGACAUGAAAAUGAGAACGGCAGUACAGUACAAAUCAGACAGUGAACAAGAUCUCAAAUAAAUAAAUAACAGCUGACUUCAUGUGAAGCACUCUCAUCAGAUGCUUCCUAUAUUCAGUAAACGUUUUUCAUUUGACGUC
Messenger RNA from Sinocyclocheilus anshuiensis, 1223 nucleotides. Its product is annotated as putative ribonuclease. The record is from RefSeq and is a predicted model, not a curated record. The coding region runs from base 279 to 776 and encodes 165 amino acids. Gene Ontology annotation, biological process: rRNA processing. NCBI's taxonomy places the organism in Eukaryota, Metazoa, Chordata, Actinopteri, Cypriniformes, Cyprinidae. Gene Ontology annotation, molecular function: metalloendopeptidase activity. The transcript has 4 exons.